AAUGACUUUUUAUUAUUAUUGAGAGAGAACCAUUCUAUAAACAGAAGAGACAGAGAGAGCAGAAAGUAAUGGCUGAGGAAGAGGCGACAACAACUUUGGAAACAACACUUGAAUCAACACCAACAUGGGCUGUUGCUACUGUGUGCUUCAUCUUGAUACUAGUCUCCAUUCUUCUUGAGCAUUUGCUCAAUCUUUUGGGCAAGUACUUCAACCGGAAAAGGAGGAAGUCCCUUAUUCAGGCUCUUGAUAAAAUCAAGUCAGAAUUGAUGCUGUUGGGAUUUGUAUCAUUACUUCUGACUGUGAGCCAAAGGCCAAUAGCAAAGAUCUGUAUUUCAAAGAGUGUCGGUGAAACUUUUCUUCCAUGCACGGAGACUUCAAGUGAUGCUGAGGAGGAAGCCAUAUGUGCAGAGCAGGGAAUGGUUUCCAUUUUGUCUAGGCAAGGUGUGGAGGAACUACAAUACCUAAUCUUUGUGCUGGCCUUCUUCCAUGUAUUAUCCUGUGUCCUUACUUUCAGUCUUGGAAUGGCCAAGAUGAAGAGAUGGGAGUCUUGGGAGGCAGAAACUAGAACAUUGGAGUAUCAAUUUUUGAAUGAUCCACGAAGGUUUCAGCUCAGCCAUCAAACAUCAUUUGGAAAGCGGCAUCUGAAGUUUUGGAGUGACCACCGAUUUCUUCAAUGGCCGGCCUCUUUUUUUAGACAAUUCUUUCAUUCUGUUAACAAAGUCGACUAUUUCACUCUUAGACAUGGAUUCAUUAUGGCCCAUUUUACAGAAGGAACUAACUUUGAUUUUCAAAAGUAUAUAAGAAGAGCAUUGGAAAAAGAUUUUGGGGUGGUCGUGGGAAUAAGUUGGUGGAUUUGGAUAUUUUCUGUAUUUUUCCUAUUCUUCAAUGCACAUGUAUUUCACAAUUAUCUGUGGCUUCCCUUCUUUCCAUUAGUGAUGCUGUUGGUUGUCGGAACAAAGUUACAGGGAAUCAUAACAAAGAUGUGCUUAGAAAGCCCUCAUGUUGUUAGAGGGCCUUUGCUUGUGAAGCCCAAUGACAACCUUUUCUGGUUUGGCAAGCCCAAAUUGCUUCUCCACCUUAUCCACUUCAUAUUGUAUCAGAAUUCCUUUCAAAUAGCAUUCUUCAUGUGGACUUGGUACAAAUUUGGUUUUAGGUCAUGCUUCCACAAACAAAAUGAGGAUAUCAUCAUAAGGCUUGCCAUGGGUUUAGUUGUGCAAAUCCUUUGUGGCUAUGUGACACUUCCUCUCUAUGCUUUGGUCACACAGAUGGGCACGUCAAUGGGGAAGGCUGUUUUCACAGAGAGUGUGGCUGAGGGUCUGAAAAAAUGGCGAGCAAAGGCCAAGAAAAAGCUUGCUAUGGAGAACACCAAUCACUUAUCAUAUGCCACUACUAGUUUAGAUACUUCGCUUGAAACUUCGCUGGACCAUUCACCUUCUUUCACUCUUGCUGCUGCAUCAUUCUCACUAGAACGUGAUGGCCCAAACCCAAUAUCAGACUCAGAAAUUGUGGCACUUGAAAUUGAGGAUGAGGAGCAAGUAAAUGGAAAGGGGAAGCAAAAGGUGAGCUCCUUUAAUGGUUUUGAUUUGAGCAACACCAGCACCAAGUCAAAAUAUAAAGAGAGAGAGAGUAGUUCAUAGUUCAUGGUUUGUAUAUAUAUAUAUAGUCUGUACAGUUAUUCUUCACAUAGUACGGGCAUUAAUAUAGAGGAACUUAGCUUAGGUAGCUUGGUCUAAUCAUGAUGUAUGGAAAAAUCGGAUAUGUUUCUUAAUGUCCGUAUAUAUAUAUAUAUACAUUGAAAUUUUUGGUUACUAUUUGUACUUUCCUGAAUUUUUUAUGAAUGGUCUUCAGCACAGUCUUAUUGCUUA
This is a messenger RNA of Quercus robur (English oak), 1865 nucleotides long. RefSeq names its product MLO-like protein 12. Lineage: Eukaryota; Viridiplantae; Streptophyta; Magnoliopsida; Fagales; Fagaceae. The record is from RefSeq and is a predicted model, not a curated record. The transcript is spliced from 14 exons. Gene Ontology annotation, biological process: defense response. The coding region runs from base 69 to 1637 and encodes 522 amino acids. Gene Ontology annotation, cellular component: membrane.